Pseudocercospora fijiensis CIRAD86 is the source of this 318-nucleotide messenger RNA. RefSeq lists its product as uncharacterized. The annotation marks the transcript as partial. The transcript is spliced from 2 exons. Gene Ontology annotation, biological process: translation. Lineage: Eukaryota; Fungi; Ascomycota; Dothideomycetes; Mycosphaerellales; Mycosphaerellaceae. Gene Ontology annotation, cellular component: ribosome; cytosolic small ribosomal subunit. Gene Ontology annotation, molecular function: structural constituent of ribosome. The record is from RefSeq and is a predicted model, not a curated record.
GACCAGCCAAAGAUCCACAAGAUCCGAAUCACCCUCACUUCCCGCAAGGUCCAGGCCCUCGAGAAGGUCUGCACCGAGCUGAUCGAGCGUGCCAAGAGCAAGGAGUUGCGCGUCAAGGGCCCAGUUCGCAUGCCAACCAAGAACCUCAAGAUCUCUACCCGCAAGACUCCUUGUGGUGAGGGUUCUAAGACUUGGGACAUGUACGAGAUGCGCAUCCACAAGCGUCUGAUCGACUUGAACGCCCCAACCGAGGUCGUCAAGCAGAUCAUCAUCAACAUCGAGGCUGGUGUUGAGGUCGAGGUUACCAUUGCUGCAUAA